AUGGCGGAGCUCGCGUCAGGCGCUGUGAGCUCCCUGCUGGGCGUCAUCCGCAACGAGGCGCUGCUGCUGGGCCGCGUCCGGCACGACGUGCAGUUCAUCCAGGAGGAGAUGGAGAGCAUGCAGAGCUUCUUGACUCACCUGUCAAAGAAGGCACCCGCCGGCGGCGAGCACGACGAGCAGAUUCGCACGUGGAUGAACCAGGUCCGGCUGCUCGCCCAGGACAGCAACAACUGCAUUGAUCUGUAUCUGUACCGCGGCAACCCCGAGAUCCAUCUAGCCAGGGGCGGCCUCCGGCGGUACAUCGCAUGGCUUCCCUGGUUUGUGCACAAGAUGGUGGCGCAGCAUCGUGCGGCUAUUCAGCUCCGUGCGCUCAGGGAACGUGCCCGUGACAUUGGUGAGCGGCGAUUGAGAUAUGGCGUCGAGGUACCAGCGAAAGGGGCAGGACCGGAGCAUUCGCCUCUAGGGGCUGGGCUCACGCCGGCGGCUGCACUGUCCUCGGCGGUGCAUGCGGCAGCAUCAUCUGCCGCUUCCGGAGAUGAAGAAGAAGAUAAUGACGAUCAACUCGUGGUUGCAACAAAGACCACCAAUCAUUCUGGUCGAAGAGGGGCAUUUUUUGAGCCUCCUACACCGGAGGACAAUGUUAAGGCGAAGCUAGCUGAAUGGAUAGAGGAUGUUGCACAACGCAGCACUGCUGAGAAGAAAUCAAUACAAUCCAUCGCCAUUGUGGCACCAGAUGAGCAAGAUACCUGCGCUAUUGCAGAUGUUGCUCGGAAAAUGUGGGGAGAACAUGGCACGCACAGUGUCUUGGUCGACAUCCCAGCAGUGCACUUCUAUUCUGAAUUGCUUCGAACCAAGGACGUUCUCUACUAUAUACUGCGGGAGCUGCAGUCUGUUCCACUUCCAUCCCAGCAGGACAAAAAGGAUAUUAACUCGAAAAAAUGGGUGCUGAUUGAUGAAAUCACCAAAGAUAUUGAAGGAAUGAAGGUUGGCAAAAAGAUUUCAGAAAUCAUGAAAACUGUUGAACAAAUGAAGGGCAGUCAGUGGCAGCUGGACCUGGAACAUGACGACCGGGACUUGCUGGGCCUGCUGGAAUCCUCUAAGGAUGAACCCUUAGGAGUAAUCCUCCGAGCGUUGUGUGUUCUCAAACACAAGCCAGCUGACGGUGUACCUCUUGCUAUCAAACAUGAACAAGAAAAGAAGCAAGCAACACCUUCAGAGAGGAAGAAAGCCUCGCACGAAGAUAUCAUCAAGGGAACAGCCAAGAAGCUUAAAGAGCAUAUGGAACAAAAUAGAGAUGACAAACAAAAACCUAGCGCAGAGCCAAUUCUUCUCGAUCAAGCCCAUUAUGAACACAUCCUAAGGAAGUUGUUCCCAGAGGCCAGCACGCAGCCCCUCCAGAUCCGUGAGCAAGAUUCGAAGCAAGCCACUGCCGUCACCGCCACUAGCACUAUUAGUGCAUUCAUCGAGGACCUAGUUAAUGAAAUGAUUCAUAAGGUCAUAAAAGAGCUGCAGGAAAACAGAUCCGUGACAGAACCAGGCACAGCUGAGAAACAGGAUGUCAAAUCUGUGAAGGAACCAGAUAGAGCUGCUGGUAAAAAGGAUUGUAUCCCGGAUUCUCUUAUUGAAGAAAUAAUCUACAUGUUUUGGGAAAUCGAGUGGAUGAUGGAAGAGCAGAUCAAGAUCAAAAGGAUCAUGGACAAAAUUAAUGAUUGUUUGAAGAGCCGAGAUGGUCAGAUUCUGGUUAUCCUAAAACUGGAUAAUGACUAUGUGUCUGGGUGGACGGAGUUGAGAAAUGCUUUCAGCUUGAUGGGUCGCAUAGCCGGUGUACUGUUGUUGAACACAACAAUAAAUGCUGAUCGAGCCAAAAAAUAUUGCUGCCCGGAGCGGGAGCCCAUAGACUAUUCCCUUCUUGGCCUCUACCAUGAUACUGCACUCGAGCUUACAAAGAAGCACAUGAUUGAAGAUAGCCCGCGGAUUUUUCUUGACAUCUUGGGCGAGUGUAAGCAACAGGAAUUCUGCAUGAAGAUCUUCGUUCAUGCUUUGAACGCCAACCCCAAGAGAAGCAAGGAAGAGCUAAUCAAGUUGCACACAACCCUGCAGCAGGUUCCAGAUGACUCGUUAGAAAAAAUUGCUAAUAAGAUGCUCAAGUUCUCUUAUAGUGAUCUUCCUAAUGAAUACAAGUCCUGCUUGCUGUACCUAGCUAUUUUUCCUCGGCGGCAACGCAUCAGGCGGUCAACCUUAAUAGGACGUUGGGUUGUAGAAGGGCUGAUUACGAAGGAAGACUGGGCCAGUCCUCUGAGCCUAAGGGGAACAGAUGUUACACAUCUACCCACUGAAAUCAACAACCUCCGUGAGCUGGAAGUAUUGGAUAUCAGAGAGACCAAUGUACCUCCAUCUGCAACAGUAAAUCUCUUACUCCUGAAGUUGAAGCGUUUGUUGGCUGGUCGCAUUGUUCUGAGUUCAGGGGCAAGUAGUACUGAAUUAUCUAGUGUUGAGAUUCCUGAGAAGGUCGAAAAAAUGGUAAACAUGGAGGUAUUGUCCAAUGUCAAGGCAAGAAAAAGAAGAGAUUUGAAAGAUAUUGGAAAGUUGUGGCAGCUGAGGAAGCUUGGUGUGGUUAUCGAAAACAAGGAGCCACACCUCAGGAAUUUUCUUCGAGCUAUUAGUGAUCUGCAUGAGUGCCUCAAGUCUCUGUCAAUCACUCUUCCCAGUACAGAGGACAGCAAAGUCUUCACAUCGUGGGUUCUUGAGCACUAUAAAAACACUCCCAAGCUUCUUGAGAGCCUAAGCAUUUCUGGAACCACACAAACAGUGCAACUUCUUCAAUUGUUCACCAGAGAUAGUGACCAGCUCCAACUUGACAAGGUAACUCUAUCUGGUACCAAGCUGAGGAAGGCUGAUCUGAAGGUCCUUGCCAGUCUGCCCAAAUUAGCAUGUCUCAGGCUGCGAGACAAGGCAUACAUCGAUAGUGACCUCACCUUCAUCAAUGGUGAAUUCAUAAAUCUCAAGUGCUUUCUUAUUGAGGGUUCCAACAUAAUUGUCCUCAACUUAGGUGGGGCACAUAAACUCGAGAAGAUCGUUCUGUGCUCCACCGAUGGCCUACUGUCAGUUUGUGGAGUCGAAGACCUUCCGGAACUAAAGGAGGUUGAGUUGAAGAACAUCAAUAAGCUUUCACUGUUUGAGAAGGCCAAAAACAUCUCCAAGGUGACUCUGUGUCAUACCAUUCUUUGUCAAGAAGAGCUGGAGAUUCUUGCCAAGAUACCUAACAUGCGCAACCUAGUACUGAAGGAGAUAUCUUAUGUACAGAGCCAACACAUCUUCUACGAACACGACUUCCCAAGGCUCAAACUUCUUGUCAUCGAAUUUUCUGCCAUCACCAAUAUCGUCUUUGCUAGCCAAUCUGCUACUAAUCUCGAGAGAAUAAUCUGGUCCUACACCAAGGGUACACUCUCUGGCAUUGACAACCUUCCAAAACUGAAGGAGCUCGAGUUCAAUGGUGAUUUUGUCCCCGAUGUGGUGAAAGAAGCAUUGAAAAGAAAUGACAACAAACCCAAGCUUAUACACAACAAACCAGAAAACCAACACCAAGAAGCUGGUAACAUACCAGAAAAGGAAGAUUCUCACAGAUUCCCAUUAUUCUGGAAGAGAGAGGAUUGAUGCCCGAGGAGCCGUUCGUAUCAUCAUUCAUCAUCGACUCCCAUCCCAUGGUAUGGUUUGUGUGUGUGCUCUUUGGUUUGCUAUUGUGUGUUUCUGUCCAGUGUGCCUUAUUCUACCUGUGUGUCCUGUAAAUAAGAUUGAACAUAUGUAAUGGUGUGUAGUGUUCAUGUGUUCCCUGUAAGUAAGU
Messenger RNA from Triticum dicoccoides, 3841 nucleotides. RefSeq lists its product as uncharacterized. The transcript has 3 exons. Gene Ontology annotation, biological process: defense response to other organism. The record is from RefSeq and is a predicted model, not a curated record. Bases 1 to 3654 code for a protein of 1217 amino acids. NCBI's taxonomy places the organism in Eukaryota, Viridiplantae, Streptophyta, Magnoliopsida, Poales, Poaceae.